AUGUCCAACAGCAGCUCCUUCAGCGAGUUCCUUCUCCGGGCAUUUGCGGACAGAUGGGAGGUGCAGCUCUUGCACUUUUUGCUCUUCCUUGGUGUCUACCUGGCUGCCCUCGUGGGCAAUGGUCUCAUCAUCACAGCCAUAGCCUGUGACCACCACCUCCACACCUCCAUGUACUUCUUCCUCCUCAGUCUCUCUGUUCUGGACCUAGGCACCAUCUCCACCACUGUCCCCAAAUCCAUGGCCAAUUCUCUGUGGGACACCAGGGCCAUUUCCUACUCGGGAUGUGCUGCCCAGGUCCUCCUGGUUGUGUUCUUGUUCACAUUAGAGUAUAUUCUUCUUACUGUCAUGGACUAUGACUGCUUUGUUGCCAUCUGCAGACCCCUGCACUAUGGGACCCUCAUGGGCAGCAGAGCUUGUGCCAAAAUGGCAGCAGCUGCCUGGAGCACUGUUUUUCUCUAUGCUCUCCUGCACACUGCUAACACAUUUUCAAUACCACUCUGCCAAGGCAAUGCCCUGGGCCAGUUCUUCUGUGAAAUCCCCCAGAUCCUCAAGCUCUCCUGCUCAGAUGCCUACCUCAGGGAAGUCAGGCUUCUUGUGGUUAGUGGCUGUUUAGCCUUUGUGUGUUUUGUUUUCAUUGUGCUGUCCUACGUGCAGAUUUUCAUAGUCGUGCUGAGGGUCCCCUCCGAGCAGGGUCGGCACAAAGCCUUUUCCAUGUGCCUCCUGCACCUGGCCAUGGUCUCCUUGUUCAUCAGCACUUGCAUGUUUACCUAUCUGAAGCCCCCCUCCAUCUUCUCCCCAGCUGUGGAUCUGAUGGUGACUGUUCUGUAUUCAAUGGUGCCUCCAACAGUGAACCCGCUCAUCUAUAGCAUGAGGAACAAGGAGCUCAAGGAUGCACUGAGGAAAAUGAUUCAGCUGGUACAAUGUCAGCACCAAUAA
Dromaius novaehollandiae (emu) is the source of this 936-nucleotide messenger RNA. Its product is annotated as olfactory receptor 14C36-like. The transcript has a single exon. Gene Ontology annotation, cellular component: membrane. Gene Ontology annotation, molecular function: odorant binding; olfactory receptor activity; G protein-coupled receptor activity. Lineage: Eukaryota; Metazoa; Chordata; Aves; Casuariiformes; Dromaiidae. Gene Ontology annotation, biological process: G protein-coupled receptor signaling pathway. Bases 1 to 936 code for a protein of 311 amino acids. The record is from RefSeq and is a predicted model, not a curated record.